AAACUACAGUAGUGCUUGAGGGAUUUUAACUUGCUGACAUUUCUGAUCAUCGAUUUCAAAAUAUAUUUAAUGGAAUACACUGGAAUUCGUUUUCAAUUUCAUUAAACGUUGCAAUGGAAAAACGGGUGGAACGAGUGAAGCACACAGGCGGAUGCCAUUGUGGGGCUGUCAGAUUCGAAGUCUGGAAUUCCCCAGACCUUCUGGUUUUCGACUGCGACUGUAGCAUCUGCACCAAGAAGCAAAACCAUCAUUUCAUUGUGCCAGAAAAUCAGUUUAACCUUUUACAGGGUUUGGGGAUUAUUAACACAUAUACAUUUAAUACACACAUUGGGAAGCACACAUUUUGUAGUACCUGUGGAGUCCAGAGUUUCUUCACCCCACGUUCCAAUCCAGAUGGAUAUGGCAUAGCUCCUCACUGUUUGGACCCAGGUACUGUACGCAGUGUGACAGUAGAGAAGUUCUGUGGACAGAAGUAUGAGGAGACCAUGAAAAACCACCCGAAUAUCAGAGACUUGUCCAAGCCUGUAGCAGAAACACAUACAGUUGAAGUCGGAAGUUUACAUACACCUUAGCCAAAUACAUUUUAACUCAGUUUUUCACAAUUCCUGACAUUUAAUCCUAGUAAAAAUUCCCU
This is a messenger RNA of Oncorhynchus tshawytscha (Chinook salmon), 634 nucleotides long. Its product is annotated as centromere protein V. The record is from RefSeq and is a predicted model, not a curated record. NCBI's taxonomy places the organism in Eukaryota, Metazoa, Chordata, Actinopteri, Salmoniformes, Salmonidae. The transcript has 5 exons. Gene Ontology annotation, molecular function: carbon-sulfur lyase activity. Bases 114 to 572 code for a protein of 152 amino acids.